Stylophora pistillata is the source of this 2886-nucleotide messenger RNA. Its product is annotated as tubulin polyglutamylase TTLL7. Gene Ontology annotation, molecular function: tubulin binding; tubulin-glutamic acid ligase activity. Lineage: Eukaryota; Metazoa; Cnidaria; Anthozoa; Scleractinia; Pocilloporidae. Gene Ontology annotation, biological process: protein polyglutamylation; microtubule cytoskeleton organization. Gene Ontology annotation, cellular component: ciliary basal body. The record is from RefSeq and is a predicted model, not a curated record.
CCCAGAGCAUACACGAAACCUUACUAUUUGUAGCCCAGGAAAGGUUUUCAAACAGUGCCCACCUGAUCGUCUAGUCUGUAGUUACUGCUAGUGAGUUUUGAUAUGGUUGUACGAAAUCUAAUUGAAGAUAAUUUUUUUGAUUGGGUCUUUCAUUUCGAAAUUCUUCAGGUGAAUCGAUCACCCAGUUUCGGCACGGACACCAAACUUGACAGUGAAAUUAAAGGAGGAGUGUUAACUGAUGCACUGAAUUUGCUCAAUAUCAGGGUCAGUGACAAACGUCGUGGCAUGGCGGCUGAAAAGGCAGAAGCACAGAAAAGACUCCUAACGCAGCCAAAGAGGAAUGAGUACUCCAUGUCGGAACUGGAAAAGAAGAAGAUGAUAUUAAACAAACGUCGAACGGAACUCAAAGAGAGGCUGAAUCAAUUAAGGAGAGAGGCGGCGCGAGAAGAAUUUGAAAACAUGAAUAUGGGAAACUUCCGAAGGAUUUUUCCUCCUGAAGACAAAACAAGACGAGAAAAGUAUAACGGGCUUUUAGCAGACGCCUUCAAGCUUUUCUUGUCAGGGAGAGCUGCAUCACUUCAAAAGGACGGCAACCAACCAUUCAGUACCCUCAGGGAAGAAGAAAUCCUCGAUUUACUAGAGCAAUGUGAAUGUGACGAAAACGUAACAUUGGACAAAUCUGGCAACCGCCCGAUGAGUAAAGGACCAAAGCCUUUGUCAUCCAUGCCGAGUGCUAAAUCCACCGCCAACAAAGAAGACACGUCAACUUUGUCCUCCACAGUUUCCUCAAACCCAGAUCAGACCUCGACACCGUCCCACUCGUCAUCUUUCAGACCCGUUUCUGCCCACAAGGCGCCAAACUCUGCCAAUAAUGGCCUGAUAUUAACACGCUCCUCCACGCAUAGAAUCGUGACGUCAUCUUCAUCUCCACCAAUGAAAUUUAACCCUGUGGUGGAUGCUGCCUUCUUGGAUGCCGCUGUCCGGGAGAGAGAAGAAGAAUUAUGCCGGCGAACACUGCAAGCUUUGCUUGACAUGAGAAUUAAAUUUCCAGGGAAAACAGACGAGGAAGCAGAAGUUAUUUUAGAAAGCAUCCAGGAUAACUGGAAAUUUCACAAGCCGAGAGUGGCCUCGUAUUGGUUGGUUAAGCUUGACUCGAUAAAGCGGAGAAAGGUUGUGGACAUUGUUCGAACAAAUGUUCGCGCCAUUUUACAACGCGUUUGGCGAGCAUCUGAAGUUGAUAACUUGCGACUUUACCGCGUUUUCUCGAGAGUAUUUAACAGAUUGUUAUGGAGUCAUGGACAGGGAUUGUGGAACUGCUUUUCAAACUUGGGAAAUUCGUGGGAGACAAUAUUCAGCAAGAGUACAGAGGUGCUAUCUUCGACUGAGAUGAACUGCUGGCGUCGGAUUGUCCAGCUUUGUCGAGACUGCUUGCUCAUUGUGUAUCAGUUUGCCGCUGAUGGUAAAGCUGCAGGCGCUGCUUCAAAUGUCUCUCAAGGGACGACACUUCAAGAUUCUGACAAGAGGCAUGCGAACAUAAUACGUAGAACACCAGACCUGACGUCACAACAAGCUUUGACAGCAAGAAUGGCUAAGCAUUACAGAACCUCUCAGCUGGCACAGGAGCAGUUAUAGGUAGGGGCCGAGUAAUGAUGGUCACUCUUGGCCCCAGAGGUCCACGACUUCACACAAACAGAUUUGAAGCAAGGGGACGGUUGAUACUUCGUUUGAGCAACCUACAUGUUAGAUAUGUAGAUAUGUCAACAUCAUGUACAAACUUAGAAAAGCCCUUUUUGGGUAACGCAGAUGGAAGCACGGGGAUUUUCUGAAUGGCGCAGGUCUCGCAACGAAACUCUUUCACACGUUACUGGGAAGCGAACGUAUCGGUGAUCUUAAUUAAGUAUUUAUACAAUUGUCUAGUGUUAUUAAUGGGAAUGCUCCUAAAUUAGACAUGAAGAGUAAUUUUCCUAAAGUUUCGUUGUACCGUUGAAGAGACUCUGCUGACUUUCACCCUUAAACUCUCACAAUCUCAUUGGUAAUUAUCCCGUCUAGCUGCUGCUUAUUGUAAAUUCUCUAAGACAGUUUGGUGUCUAAGCAAGGUAACACCCUCCAGCUAACAAGGAUUUCGCUUUUCAUCACCUGUUAGCUAGAUCGUUUCUUUCUACUGUGAGGAGAAGUUACUUGUGAAUAGUUUAAGAUUAAUGCGUUAUGCAACUGCGCGAUUGAGAAAGAGUAGCAUCAUAGGAAAAUCUAUCCUCAGCCAAAACAUAUUUUUUUCUUUCUUUCAAAUUCGUCAAGUAUUUCAACGCCAAAAGGCAAAUAAUCAUGUAAAUUCUCUUGCGCUUGUUGUAUUUUUUUGUUUUAUUUCUAGUGCAAUAACAUUUCCUUUCAUGGUGAAGGGUUAUAGUAUUAUGAACAAAUGAGGAACUGAGACUAUUUGAAAAACUUACUAAUAGUUAACCCAUGCUUAACUAUUAGUACAAAUAGUUAAGCAUGGUUAUGCUAGACCUCUUCAUGGCGUCUUGUCUCCAAGUCGCUGGCGUGAAACAUGCUUACAAUGUACGUCUCUCGAUCGAUGUCACGACGUUGAUAUGAUACUUUCCCAUAGGACGCACCAAGUUGUUUCAGUUUUCAGUUAAGACUGUCGAAUUUUCGUUUAGAGUCGAGGUGUCUGUCUUCUUCCUUUUCUAAUUAUUUAUAUAUUUAUUUUUGUUUUCAUCGUCUAAUAAUUAUUUAUCUUGAAUUUUUAAACCCAUGAUAUAAAUAGUUGAAGAUAUACUAUAAAGAUAUAAAGGUGAUUAUAUAUUAAAUGAAAGGUAUAGUAAAUUUACUGUCCAACUAAAGAUGUAAUAUAAUGACACAUUGUUGUAAAUAUUUAUUGCCUUAAAU